CCCCUCAGGCAAGCAACCAAGACGCGCACGAAUGUCUUCAUUUACCAAUGUCCCUAGCGAGUCAGCUCAAAAGCCCCAGCAGGGCGUCCAGCGACACUCUCUGAACCAAAUUCUCGAGCAUUCGUCACAUUCAGUGUGCUCUGCGGCUCCCUCACUUGCCCCAUACGCAUUCAAAGACCGCUACGUGUGCUGGUUUUCACAGUGGAGAAGCACAGCAGCCUCUUGGAGUAUUGUUUUUUUUCACCCACCCAGCUCAGAGUCGUUCCAGUCUCUCGUGGCACGGUCUCAGGUGGAAGUUGAGCUUGAUAAAUGUGAUGAAUCUGAAGAGGAAAAGAGCUGCAACAAUGGUGUCUCUGUCGACUACUCGUCAUGGAAGGCAGACGAAGUUAGAAAGGAGUGCACUCGUAGAGGACUUAAGGUGAAGGGGAAUCUCAAGAAAGACGAACGCAUUAUGAUACUCAUGAACCACAACAUGCUCCAAGCUUCAAUCGGUUCCAGCACUAUUAACUCAGUUUCGGUCGUCUCUGAUGAAUUCGCCACGCGUUUCAGUCAGUCGGGAGAUAAGCCUCCACGAGCAGCAUUGGAUACAAGAGAGGUCAAUGACAGAAGCUGUUUCUGGGCUGAUGUUCAAGCUGCCUUCGCUACUACGUACGCAGAAGAUCACCCGGUAAAUCUUCUCCACAUUGAAGAUGACUUCUUCAAAGACAUUGAUCUCUCAGUGACUAAAGUCCAUUCAGCGAAAAAGCUUUUCGAGAUGUGGAAGGACGUCAAUAAGCACUACAUUGUUGCUGAAAAGAGGUUCACAACAUCAGGCCAGCACGAAAACGAGUUCAAAAACUUUGUUCGAGGCCGUGGAUACGUACUCUACUUGCAAAAAUGA
Molecule: messenger RNA, 880 nt
Organism: Phytophthora infestans T30-4
Lineage: Eukaryota; Oomycota; Peronosporomycetes; Peronosporales; Peronosporaceae
Exons: 4
Coding region: 32-880 (282 amino acids)
Source: RefSeq, a predicted model, not a curated record